AUGGACAACCAGGACGGAGGUGAUAUCGAUAUGGGUGAUGGCAUUCCACUGCAGAAUGUCAAUUCCUCCAUCCUGAAGAAGGACGGAGGUGAUAUCGAUAUGGGUGAUGGCAUUCCACUUCAGAAUGUCAAUUCCUCCAUCCUGAAGAAGGUGAUCCAGUGGUGCCAGUAUCAUAAGGACGAUCCAAUCCCACCAGAUGACAGUGAAAAUAAGGAGAAGCGAACGGACGAUAUCCCAUCAUGGGAUGUGGAAUUCCUCAAAGUUGAUCAGGGCACUCUGUUCGAACUCAUUCUGGCAAGUGCUUACUUAUUUUUAUUAAAAUUCUGA
Molecule: messenger RNA, 327 nt
Organism: Gongylonema pulchrum
Lineage: Eukaryota; Metazoa; Nematoda; Chromadorea; Rhabditida; Gongylonematidae
Source: the annotation of a GenBank genome assembly